AUGGAUGACCCAAGCCAGCAUUUCCCGCCUGGCUCGCUGCCUGAAGGCGAGCCGGCGCCAGCACAGGCGGUAGCGGAGGGCAUGGAAGACGCGGAGAACCUUCUCGACGACAUGCUCGAGGCGGCCGAAGCUGCGCGGCACGAGACUGAGCUGACGCUGGCGCCGCAGGCGCCCGACGAGAAUGAGCCGUUUGUGACUGUGGCGGGUGUGACUGCAGGCGAUGUGCCGGAAGGAGUGGUCGAAGAAACUGUGACUUAUCACGGUGUGACUGAAGGAAAGGUGCCUGAAGCGGAAGCAGGUGAAGGCGAGGGGUUUGAUCUGAAUAUGGAUGCUGGUGGGGGUGGAGGCGGUGCGGCGGCGGUUAUGAUAGCCGAGGGCACAGCAGCUGAAGCCGAACCAGGGACCGGACCAGAAACCGAUCCUGGUUCGGGUUUGGGUGUUGCCGAGCCUGAGAGUCUGCCGGUCGGGACUGAGGAGCAGGCUCGGGAGACUAUUGGCGAAUACCAAGAGGCGGGCGGAGAGGGCGGGGAUGGUCAUAUAAUGCAGCAGGCUAUGGCGGGUGCUUAUGGGGAGGGAGGCAUGGUCGAGGGGGAGCAGCAGAGAGCUGACGUGGAAAUGGCUGAAGCAGCGGAAGGAACUCAUCCGGAGGGGGCUUAUAUCGAGCAACCAGUGCAGUACGAAAGUGUACAGCAGCAGGAGCACGUGAGCGCAGAGCAGGCAGACGCAGCAGAGCAAGCGCAGAUGGCACCUACCCCAGAUGAGCCUGCUGUCGUGCGCCAGCAACCAGCUGUAGCUGAGCAGGAGGCAGGUGAGGUCUGGCAGGGCGAGGCUGUAGCACAGGCCGAACCGGCUGUAGCAGGGUACGUACAUGGUGAAGGGCCCGCUGUAGCUGGGUAUGAGGCGGCUUUCCCUGGCCAGGAGGCGGCUGUUGUUGAAGCUGGCGGAGCUGAGACGGCAGAGGGGCAGGUUGUAGCACCGGCUGAUGUGGGCGAAAUGGUUACCACUGCUGCUGUUGGCGAAGGAGAGGUGGUUACAGGAACGACCGAGGGUGGCAUGGGUGCAGAGAACUUCGUGCAAGGCGAGGAGGGAAUGGCGCCAGGCGAGGGGGGAAUGGCGACAACAGCAGAAGCGCAAGGGACGGUGGCAGAGGGAGAGGGGGCGGCGGGGUAUUCCCAAGGCAUGGGGGCAGUUUCUGAGGGACAGCAUGGGGAGGAGGCAGCAGUGCUUGGCGCGCACGGAGAAGGCGGAGGGGGAGGGGGCGAGUAUGCUGAUGCGCACAUGGAAGCGGGAGGGGAAGGGGGAGAAGGUGGCGCGCUAGUGCCUGUUGCAGGGCAGGCGGAAGCAGGAGCACCAGCAGGCGGGGAAGGGGGAGAAGCACCUGGGGCCGAAGGGGCAGCGGCAGCAGCAGCGGAGGCAGCGGCAGCAGAAGCAGCAGCGGAGGUGGCGGCGCACAUAGAGGCGGCGGAGAGGGUGGUGGUGCAGUCGCAGCUGCCGCAGCCCCCACCGUGCCCCGCUGUGGGGAACGUGGCGGUGCUGCCCAUGCUGCUGGACCAGAUCGAGGCGCACAUCCUCUUCUACGGCCGCAUCUUUCGCAAGGAGCCAUUGGAGGAGGAGCUGCGGGCGCUGGUGUUUGCCACGGUGCCGUCGCACCUCGCCUCGCCCGACCACCACCGCUGGCUCGAGAUCGCCGACGCCUGGCGCCGCCGCAGAGAGGCCGCCCCUGCCGCCCUCCUCCUGGACGGCGGCGGGGCGGCAGCGGGCGGCGGCGGGUAUGUGUCCCCAGAUGGUGUGAGGGGCCGGGGGCGGGGCAGGGGGAGGGGCAGGGGGCGCAGGGGGAGGAGGGGGAGCAUGCAUGCGUUUGGGUAUGGCGGAAGCAGGGGGGAGGGAGGGUACGGGGGGUACGGGGGGUAUGGGGGGAGCGGGGGAUUUGAGGGGCAUGGGAUGGGGGAGAUGGGAGGGGGGAUGGGUGGGGAGGGCGGAGUGAUGGUGCCGAGCGGGUAUGGCGAAUACCCCAUGCACAUGGGCGCGGAUGGCAUGCCCAUGCCCAUGGACGCCCAUGCCAUGGCCAUGGGCAUGGGGGGCAUGGGGGGCAUGGGGCAGUUAGCGCUGGGGAGCGGGGAGCCAUGGGUGUUUGACGAUGAGGGGUGGGACGCCCCUGGGAUUGCCAUCCGCGGGCGCGGCAGGGGCAGGGGGCGCGGCAGGGGGCGCGGGCGGGGGAGGGGGAGGGGGCGCGGGCGCAGCUGGCACCUGGUGGGGGUGGAAAUCGUCCCGUCGUACGGGUCCGAUGGGGAGGAGAUGGGCGCAGAGGGGGAGGAGAGGGCGGGGGGCGCAGGGGGGGGCGCAGCAGGGGGAGGAGCAUCUAUGGGCACACGGCCGGUAGUGGCAUGGGCGGAAGUGUGGCCGGGAAAGCUGGAGGAGCUGGUGGAUCGGAAGGACCAUGCUGGGGUGGCUGCCGCCCAGGUCAUGACGGCCGCUGUGGUGGCCCGGGCGGCAUCGGCAGCGGUGCGGGCGGCAGCAGAGGCGGUGACGGUGUUUAAGGAGAGGGCGGUGGCUGCUGCCUGGGCGGAGAAGCAGGGGGGUGCGGGGGCGAACGGGGCGCAUGGGGGGCAUGGGGGGUAUGGGGGGCACGGGGGGGAUGCCACUGGCGCAGGAUCUCCCUUUGCGGAGUCCCCCUGGGCGCCUGAGCCCCCCCUCCCCCUGACGUCCGUGGCUAGUGUGGCGCGGGGCUGGGGGAGGGGCAGGGGGAGGGGUCGGGGGAGGGGGAGGGGCCGGGGCAGCAGGGGCGGGGGGCGUGGCAGGAGCUAUUACUACAGCGCGUAUGAUAUGGAGGAGGAAGAGGAGGAGGUGGAGGAGGAAGACGAGGGGGACGAUUUUCUGGCGUAUGGAGGGGUGGAGGAGGUGGGCGGGUAUGGGGAGGAGGGGGGGAGUGUGUUGGGCAAGAGGGGGAGGGGGAGGGCGAGUGAGGGGCAGGAGCUGGAACACACAAUGCGGCGUGCUGUGGGGUUCCUGGAGGGCAGAGGAGGGGAGGAGGAGGAAGAGGAGGAGGUAGUGGUGGUGGAGGAUGAGGAGGGGGAGGAAGAGGAGGAGGAGGAGAGGAGGGUGUGGGGGUUGAAGCUGCCGCACAGGUUCCACGUGGGCACGCCCGUGGAGGUGAGCAGCACGCCCGUGGAGUUGUCGGUACUGGCAUCUGUCUGUCUGCACACGCAUGCUCCUCCUCCUCUUUUCUCUCUGUCUCCUCGCCUCCUUGUCUCCUCGCCUCCUUGUCUCCUCGCUCCUUGUCUCCUCGGCCUCCUUGUCUCCUCGCCUCCUUGUCUCCUCGCCUCCUUGUCUCCUCGCCUCCUUGUCUCCUCGCCUCCUUGUCUCCCUCGCCUCCUUGUCUCCUCGCCUCCUUGUCUCCUCGCCUCCUUGUCUCCUCGCCUCCUUGUCUCCUCGCCUCCUUGUCUCCUCGCCUCCUUGUCUCCUCGCCUCCUUGUCUCCUCGCCUCCUUGUCUCCUCGCCUCCUUGUCUCCUCGCCUCCUUGUCUCCUCGCCUCCUUGUCUCCUCGCCUCCUUGUCUCCUCGCCUCCUUGUCUCCUCGCCUCCUUGUCUCCUCGCCUCCUUGUCUCCUCGCCUCCUUGUCUCCUCGCCUCCUUGUCUCCUCGCCUCCUUGUCUCCCUCGCCUCCUUGUCUCCUCGCCUCCUUGUCUCCUCGCCUCCUUGUCUCCUCGCCUCCUUGUCUCCUCGCCUCCUUGUCUCCUCGCCUCCUUGUCUCCUCGCCUCCUUGUCUCCUCGCCUCCUUGUCUCCUCGCCUCCUUGUCUCCUCGCCUCCUUGUCUCCUCGCCUCCUUGUCUCCUCGCCUCCUUGUCUCCUCGCCUCCUUGUCUCCUCGCCUCCUUGUCUCCUCGCCUCCUUGUCUCCUCGCCUCCUUGUCUCCUCGCCUCCUUGUCUCCUCGCCUCCUUGUCUCCUCGCCUCCUUGUCUCCUCGCCUCCUUGUCUCCUCGCCUCCUUGUCUCCUCGCCUCCUUGUCUCCUCGCCUCCUUGUCUCCUCGCCUCCUUGUCUCCUCGCCUCCUUGUCUCCUCGCCUCCUUGUCUCCUCGCCUCCUUGUCUCCUCGCCUCCUUGUCUCCUCGCCUCCUUGUCUCCUCGCCUCCUUGUCUCCUCGCCUCCUUGUCUCCUCGCCUCCUUGUCUCCUCGCCUCCUUGUCUCCUCGCCUCCUUGUCUCCUCGCCUCCUUGUCUCCUCGCCUCCUUGUCUCCUCGCCUCCUUGUCUCCUCGCCUCCUUGUCUCCUCGCCUCCUUGUCUCCUCGCCUCCUGUCUCCUCGCCUCCUUGUCUCCUCGCCUCCUUGUCUCCUCGCCUCCUUGUCUCCUCGCCUCCUUGUCUCCUCGCCUCCUUGUCUCCUCGCCUCCUUGUCUCCUCGCCUCCUUGUCUCCUCGCCUCCUUGUCUCCUCGCCUCCUUGUCUCCUCGCCUCCUUGUCUCCUCGCCUCCUUGUCUCCUCGCCUCCUUGUCUCCUCGCCUCCUUGUCUCCUCGCCUCCUUGUCUCCUCGCCUCCUUGUCUCCUCGCCUCCUUGUCUCCUCGCCUCCUUGUCUCCUCGCCUCCUUGUCUCCUCGCCUCCUUGUCUCCUCGCCUCCUUGUCUCCUCGCCUCCUUGUCCUCCUCGCCUCCUUGUCUCCUCGCCUCCUUGUCUCCUCGCCUCCUUGUCUCCUCGCCUCCUUGUCUCCUCGCCUCCUUGUCUCCUCGCCUCCUUGUCUCCUCGCCUCCUUGUCUCCUCGCCUCCUUGUCUCCUCGCCUCCUUGUCUCCUCGCCUCCUUGUCUCCUCGCCUCCUUGUCUCCUCGCCUCCUUGUCUCCUCGCCUCCUUGUCUCCUCGCCUCCUUGUCUCCUCGCCUCCUUGUCUCCUCGCCUCCUUGUCUCCUCGCCUCCUUGUCUCCUCGCCUCCUUGUCUCCUCGCCUCCUUGUCUCCUCGCCUCCUUGUCUCCUCGCCUCCUUGUCUCCUCGCCUCCUUGUCUCCUCGCCUCCUUGUCUCCUCGCCUCCUUGUCUCCUCGCCUCCUUGUCUCCUCGCCUCCUUGUCUCCUCGCCUCCUUGUCUCCUCGCCUCCUUGUCUCCUCGCCUCCUUGUCUCCUCGCCUCCUUGUCUCCUCGCCUCCUUGUCUCCUCGCCUCCUUGUCUCCUCGCCUCCUUGUCUCCUCGCCUCCUUGUCUCCUCGCCUCCUUGUCUCCUCGCCUCCUUGUCUCCUCGCCUCCUUGUCUCCUCGCCUCCUUGUCUCCUCGCCUCCUUGUCUCCUCGCCUCCUUGUCUCCUCGCCUCCUUGUCUCCUCGCCUCCUUGUCUCCUCGCCUCCUUGUCUCCUCGCCUCCUUGUCUCCUCGCCUCCUUGUCUCCUCGCCUCCUUGUCUCCUCGCCUCCUUGUCUCCUCGCCUCCUUGUCUCCUCGCCUCCUUGUCUCCUCGCCUCCUUGUCUCCUCGCCUCCUUGUCUCCUCGCCUCCUUGUCUCCUCGCCUCCUUGUCUCCUCGCCUCCUUGUCUCCUCGCCUCCUUGUCUCCUCGCCUCCUUGUCUCCUCGCCUCCUUGUCUCCUCGCCUCCUUGUCUCCUCGCCUCCUUGUCUCCUCGCCUCCUUGUCUCCUCGCCUCCUUGUCUCCUCGCCUCCUUGUCUCCUCGCCUCCUUGUCUCCUCGCCUCCUUGUCUCCUCGCCUCCUUGUCUCCUCGCCUCCUUGUCUCCUCGCCUCCUUGUCUCCUCGCCUCCUUGUCUCCUCGCCUCCUUGUCUCCUCGCCUCCUUGUCUCCUCGCCUCCUUGUCUCCUCGCCUCCUUGUCUCCUCGCCUCCUUGUCUCCUCGCCUCCUUGUCUCCUCGCCUCCUUGUCUCCUCGCCUCCUUGUCUCCUCGCCUCCUUGUCUCCUCGCCUCCUUGUCUCCUCGCCUCCUUGUCUCCUCGCCUCCUUGUCUCCUCGCCUCCUUGUCUCCUCGCCUCCUUGUCUCCUCGCCUCCUUGUCUCGCUCUCGCCUCCUUGUCUCCUCGCCUCCUUGUCUCCUCGCCUCCUUGUCUCCUCGCCUCCUUGUCUCCUCGCCUCCUUGUCUCCUCGCCUCCUUGUCUCCUCGCCUCCUUGUCUCCUCGCCUCCUUGUCUCCUCGCCUCCUUGUCUCCUCGCCUCCUUGUCUCCUCGCCUCCUUGUCUCCUCGCCUCCUUGUCUCCUCGCCUCCUUGUCUCCUCGCCUCCUUGUCUCCUCGCCUCCUUGUCUCCUCGCCUCCUUGUCUCCUCGCCUCCUUGUCUCCUCGCCUCCUUGUCUCCUCGCCUCCUUGUCUCCUCGCCUCCUUGUCUCCUCGCCUCCUUGUCUCCUCGCCUCCUUGUCUCCUCGCCUCCUUGUCUCCUCGCCUCCUUGUCUCCUCGCCUCCUUGUCUCCUCGCCUCCUUGUCUCCUCGCCUCCUUGUCUCCUCGCCUCCUUGUCUCCUCGCCUCCUUGUCUCCUCGCCUCCUUGUCUCCUCGCCUCCUUGUCUCCUCGCCUCCUUGUCUCCUCGCCUCCUUGUCUCUCGCCUCCUUGUCUCCUCGCCUCCUUGUCUCCUCGCCUCCUUGUCUCCUCGCCUCCUUGUCUCCUCGCCUCCUUGUCUCCUCGCCUCCUUGUCUCCUCGCCUCCUUGUCUCCUCGCCUCCUUGUCUCCUCGCCUCCUUGUCUCCUCGCCUCCUUGUCUCCUCGCCUCCUUGUCUCCUCGCCUCCUUGUCUCCUCGCCUCCUUGUCUCCUCGCCUCCUUGUCUCCUCGCCUCCUUGUCUCCUCGCCUCCUUGUCUCCUCGCCUCCUUGUCUCCUCGCCUCCUUGUCUCCUCGCCUCCUUGUCUCCUCGCCUCCUUGUCUCCUCGCCUCCUUGUCUCCUCGCCUCCUUGUCUCCUCGCCUCCUUGUCUCCUCGCCUCCUUGUCUCCUCGCCUCCUUGUCUCCUCGCCUCCUUGUCUCCUCGCCUCCUUGUCUCCUCGCCUCCUUGUCUCCUCGCCUCCUUGUCUCCUCGCCUCCUUGUCUCCUCGCCUCCUUGUCUCCUCGCCUCCUUGUCUCCUCGCCUCCUUGUCUCCUCGCCUCCUUGUCUCCUCGCCUCCUUGUCUCCUCGCCUCCUUGUCUCCUCGCCUCCUUGUCUCCUCGCCUCCUUGUCUCCUCGCCUCCUUGUCUCCUCGCCUCCUUGUCUCCUCGCCUCCUUGUCUCCUCGCCUCCUUUGUCUCCUCGCCUCCUUGUCUCCUCGCCUCCUUGUCUCCUCCCUUCGCCUCCUUGUCUCCUCGCCCCUUCUCCCUUGUCUCCUCGCCUCCUUGUCUCCUCGCCUCCUUGUCUCCUCGCCUCCUUGUCUCCUCGCCUCCUUGUCUCCUCGCCUCCUUGUCUCCUCGCCUCCUUGUCUCCUCGCCUCCUUUCUCCUCUCCUCCUUGUCUCCUCGCCUCCUUGUCUCACUCGCCUCCUUGUCUCCUCGCCUCCUUGUCUCCUCGCCUCCUUGUCUCCUCGCCUCCUUGUCUCCUCGCCUCCUUGUCUCCUCGCCUCCUUGUCUCCUCGCCUCCUUGUCUCCUCGCCUCCUUGUCUCCUCGCCUCCUUGUCUCCUCGCCCUCCUUGUCUCCUCGCCUCCAUUGUCUACUCGCCUCCUUGUCUCCUCGCCUCCUUGUCUCCUCGCCUCCUUGUCUCCUCGCCUCCAUUGUCUCCUCGCCUCCUUGUCUCCUCGCCUCCUUGUCUCCUCGCCUCCUUGUCUCCUCGCCUCCUUGUCUCCUCGCCUCCCUUGUCUCCUCGCCUCCUUGUCUCCUCGCCUCCUUGUCUCCUCGCCUCCUUGUCUCCUCGCCUCCUUGUCUCCUCGCCUCCUUGUCUCCUCGCCUCCUUGUCUCCUCGCCUCCUUGUCUCCUCGCCUCCUUGUCUCCUCGCCUCCUUGUCUCCUCGCCUCCUUGUCUCCUCGCCUCCUUGUCUCCUCGCCUCCUUGUCUCCUCGCCUCCUUGUCUCCUCGCCUCCUUGUCUCCUCGCCUCCUUGUCUCCUCGCCUCCUUGUCUCCUCGCCUCCUUGUCUCCUCGCCUCCUUGUCUCCUCGCCUCCUUGUCUCCUCGCCUCCUUGUCUCCUCGCCUCCUUGUCUCCUCGCCUCCUUGUCUCCUCGCCUCCUUGUCUCCUCGCCUCCUUGUCUCCUCGCCUCCUUGUCUCCUCGCCUCCUUGUCUCCUCGCCUCCUUGUCUCCUCGCCUCCUUGUCUCCUCGCCUCCUUGUCUCCUCGCCUCCUUGUCUCCUCGCCUCCUUGGUCUCCUCGCCUCCUUGUCUCCUCGCCUCCUUGUCUCCUCGCCUCCUUGUCUCCUCGCCUCCUUGUCUCCUCGCCUCCUUGUCUCCUCGCCUCCUUGUCUCCUCGCCUCCUUGUCUCCUCGCCUCCUUGUCUCCUCGCCUCCUUGUCUCCUCGCCUCCUUGUCUCCUCGCCUCCUUGUCUCCUCGCCUCCUUGUCUCCUCGCCUCCUUGUCUCCUCGCCUCCUUGUCUCCUCGCCUCCUUGUCUCCUCGCCUCCUUGUCUCCUCGCCUCCUUGUCUCCUCGCCUCCUUGUCUCCUCGCCUCCUUGUCUCCUCGCCUCCUUGUCUCCUCGCCUCCUUGUCUCCUCGCCUCCUUGUCUCCUCGCCUCCUUGUCUCCUCGCCUCCUUGUCUCCUCGCCUCCUUGUCUCCUCGCCUCCUUGUCUCCUCGCCUCCUUGUCUCCUCGCCUCCUUGUCUCCUCGCCUCCUUGUCUCCUCGCCUCCUUGUCUCCUCGCCUCCUUGUCUCCUCGCUCUUGCUCCUCGCCUCCUUGUCUCCUCGCCUCCUUGUCUCCUCGCCUCCUUGUCUCCUCGCCUCCUUGUCUCCUCGCCUCCUUGUCUCCUCGCCUCCUUGUCUCCUCGCCUCCUUGUCUCCUCGCCUCCUUGUCUCCUCGCCUCCUUGUCUCCGCUCCUGUCUCCUCGCCUUGUCUCCUCGCCUCCUUGUCUCCUCGCCUCCUUGUCUCCUCGCCUCCUUGUCUCCUCGCCUCCUUGUCUCCCUCGCCUCCAUUGUCUCCUCGCCUCCUUGUCUCCUCGCCUCGUCUGUUGUCUCCUCGCCUCCUUGUCUCCUCGCCUCCUUGUCUCCUCGCCUCCUUGUCUCCUCGCCUCCUUGUCUCCUCGCCUCCUUGUCUCCUCGCCUCCUUGUCUCCUCGCCUCCUUGUCAUCCUCGCCUCCUUGUCCUCCUCGCCUCCUUGUCUCCUCGCCUCCUUGUCUCCUCGCCUCCUUGUCUCCUCGCCUCCUUGUCUCCAUCGCCUCCUUGUCUCCUCGCCUCCUUGUCUCCUCGCCUCCUUGUCUCCUCGCCUCCUUGUCUCCUCGCCUCCUUGUCUCCUCGCCUCCUUGUCUCCUCGCCUCCUGAUCUCCUCGCCUCCUUGUCUCCUCGCCUCCUUGUCUCCUCGCCUCCUUGUCUUCCUCGCCUCCUUGUCUCCUCGCCUACCUUGGCUCCCUCGCCUCCUGUCUCCUCGCACAUCCUUGUCUCCUCGCCUCCUUGUCUCCUCGCCUCCUUGUCUCCUCGCCUCCUUGUCUCCUCGCCUCCUUGUCUCCUCGCCUCCUUGUCUCCUCGCCUCCUUGUCUCCUCGCCUCCUUGUCUCCUCGCCUCCUUGUCUCCUCGCCUCCUUGUCUCCUCGCCUCCUUGUUCCUCGCCUCCUUGUCUCCCUCGCCUCCUUGUCUCCUCGCCUCCUUGUCUCCUCGCCUCCUUUCUCCUCGCCUCCUUGUCUCCUCGCCUCCUUGUCUCCUCGCCUCCUUGUCUCCUCGCCUCCUUGUCUCCUCGCCUCCUUGUCUCCUCGCCUCCUUGUCCCUCGCCUCUUGUCUCCUCGCCUCCUUGUCUCCUCGCCUCUUGUCUCCUCGCCUCCUUGUCUCCUCGCCUCCUGGUCUCCUUCGCCUCCCUUGUCUCCUCGCCCUCCUUGUCUCCCUCGCCGUCCUUGUCUCCUCGCCUCCUUGUCUCCUCGCCUCCUUGUCUCCUCGCCUCCUUGUCUCCUCGCCUCCUUGUCUCCUCGCCUCCUUGUCUCCUCGCCUCCUUGUCUCCUCGCCUCCUUGUCUCCUCGCCUCCUUGUCUCCUCGCCUCCUUGUCUCCUCGCCUCCUUGUCUCCUUCGCCUCCUUGUCUCCUCGCCUCCUUGUCUCUAGCUGCUUGUCUCCUCGCCUCCUUGUCUCCUCCGCCUCCUUGUCUCCUCGCCUCCUUGUCUCCUCGCCUCCUUGUCUCCUCGCCUCCUCUCUGUGUGUCCGUGCCAUGGUGUGCACAGGUGGCGUCCAACGAGGAGGGCCUGAGGGGCAGCUGGUUCACGGGCACGGUGCUGCAGCUCGACGCACGGGCGGGCACAUCGUCCGAUACCGACCAGCUGCUGGACGAUGCUGGGUGAGAUGUGAUUGCAAACGCUGGUGA
Molecule: messenger RNA, 10320 nt
Organism: Closterium sp. Naga37s-1
Lineage: Eukaryota; Viridiplantae; Streptophyta; Zygnematophyceae; Desmidiales; Closteriaceae
Source: the annotation of a GenBank genome assembly